Callorhinchus milii (elephant shark) is the source of this 2442-nucleotide messenger RNA. RefSeq names its product nuclear factor, interleukin 3 regulated (gene nfil3). Gene Ontology annotation, cellular component: nucleus. Lineage: Eukaryota; Metazoa; Chordata; Chondrichthyes; Chimaeriformes; Callorhinchidae. Gene Ontology annotation, biological process: regulation of DNA-templated transcription; circadian rhythm; DNA-templated transcription. The record is from RefSeq and is a predicted model, not a curated record. Bases 480 to 1997 code for a protein of 505 amino acids. Gene Ontology annotation, molecular function: DNA-binding transcription factor activity; DNA binding. The transcript has 2 exons.
CAUCUCGGGCAGAGCAUCGGGAGCCGUCAGACAGGCGGGGCUGAGCUGAGCUGAGCUGAGCAAAGAGGCAUCGCAUCGGGAAAAAAAGGGCAGCAGACGAGAGGAGCAACAUCGAGAGACAAACCUCGCCUUGCAAAAGGGGCUUCUUUUCGCGACCACCACGCAAAACAGCUCCGCGUUUUGUUUUGUUUUGGGCGUUUUGCUGCUUUUUGGAGAUUUUCAAGGAGAUUGCAGUCUGAUUGAGACAAAUGCCAUUCAUCCAGAUGCACUGAAUACACAAGUAAUAUUGCAAGCAUUGUCCGAAAUACUAUUGAAAAUUUGCAUAAGUGUCGGAGACUAGAUUACACUGCAUGGCAAAAAUUUGUACAGAAAAACAGAUCUAUACAAAUGGAAGCAAAACUGUCUUCAGCAGUGAUUGAAAUUAAAUAAAAAACAAACACAUCCCUCUCUCCACCCACCCAAAAGAAAAAUACAGUGUGAUGGAAGAUCAAAUGCAAGUAAUCAAAAAUGAACAUACACUGGUUGGUUCUUGUAUUCCUGGAGAACAAAUGGUAGGAUUAGCUCCUUCUUUAGAAAAUAUGGCAGACACUUUUUCUGGGGAUGACAGUUUGCUGAGUGAUGACAUGACCAGCGUCUCUCUCAAGCACAAGUCUUCGAGUUGCCGCAGAAAACGGGAGUUCAUACCUGAUGAGAAAAAGGACGCUUUGUACUGGGAAAAAAGAAGAAAGAAUAAUGAGGCGGCCAAACGUUCUCGUGAGAAACGGCGUUUGAACGAUAUGGUUUUGGAGAACAAAUUAAUGGCCUUGGGUGAAGAGAAUGCACGCUUAAAAUCAGAACUUCUUUCUUUGAAACUGAAAUUUGGUUUAAUAACCGCAGCGUUCUAUGCCCAGGAGAUACAGAAUGUCGGGAAUUCUUCAGGGCCGUGCUUUCAAGAGUACACAGCCUCCAGUAUAAACAGGAUUUCGUUCCCUGCUGACCCCGAACAUAAUUUUAUUGGAAACAGCUGUAUUUCUGUCAUUAAACAUUCAUCACCGAGUUCGUUGUCAGAUAGUUCAGAAAUAUCUUCUAAUACUGGGGAAAGUCCCCUUCUACAAGGUACAUGUAAAAGUCCAAACAGCACCUACAAGGCUGUAAAACAAGAGCCUGUAGAAAUCAAAGUGAACUCAGCUAACUGUUUGAGAGAAUCAAGGGAGGAUAAUAGUUCAUAUGUAGGAACUGUAUACAGGAACUAUAUUGGGAAUACAUUUGGUGGGAAUUACACCCACUCACCACCUUCGCUACAGAUUGCUAGGUCUUCAAGUAGCUCACCAAGAACAUCAGAAACUGAUGAAGGCACAAUGGGAAAAAACACAUCUGAGGAGGAUGGAGAAGAUGAACAAAGAGUACCGAAGGGACCAAUUUCUUCUCCUGUAGAAUCCAAAAUUGUUGUUAAUGCUAUAGUCAAAGUCCCUGAAACAAACUCUUCAGCGCUGCCUCACAAGCUUCGGAUCAAAUCUAGAGCAAUCCAGAUAAAAAUUGAGAACGUUGAGGCAGAUUAUGUAACACGAGAAAAACUAGCAACAUUUGUCAAGGAUAUUUCCACUCCAAGAUCUUAUCCCUUGGACAAUGCAGCAAUGUUUGAAUGCAAUGCUUCAAAGACAGCACAUUCUUCUUUAGCCCCUUUGUCUGUUCAGGUUGCAAGCAUCAAUGACUGGUCUCACAAACCAGAACACUGGCGUCCAAAGGAGAGUGAGGAGAAAUUGGAAGAGGGAUAUAAAAAUAUUCUUGCGUCAUGUUCUCCUGUUGCACUAACAAACAAACCCUUUGCUGUUAUCAAGGACUCUGCCUGCAAUAACGUCCAUCAAGGAAUACACUUUGAAUCAGAGAACUUGUACUUGAAACAGGGUAUUGCAAAUUUAAGUGCAGAAGUUGCUUCACUGAAAAAACUAAUAGAAAAGCAGCAAGCUGCUGCCUCGGACUCUGCUAAAAGCACUACUGAGAAAAGAUUUGCUGAUUAAAACUUGCCAAUUGAUGUAGAGUAGUACGUUUUCUAUUAUGCUAAGUUUCACUGGAAUUGUUUUGUCAUUUCACUGUAGUUAAAUUGUGACUUCUUGCAAAAUGUUCAUGUAUUGUCUGAAUUGUACAUUAUGAAUCUUGUCUUUUGUGGGCUCAGUGAUAUAUAUAGGUUUUACUGUCUGAUUACAUUCAUGCCUGUAAUUUCAAACUCAUGAUACAAGGUAAUGGAUGAAUCUUCCAUCGGAUAUUGGAAAGUGAAAUGUCAGAUACAACAAAUUAAACAGUUGAUGAGUAUGAGACUUUGUUUGAUCUUUUUAUUGUCUGUUCAGCAAAAUGACAAAAACCUGAGUUUAGCUUUUAUGUGGUCGAUUGUAACCAGUGGCUUCAAUACUAUUAAAGCAACCAGGGCAGGUGGUUUGACUGGAAACACCCUCAAUAAAAGUGUUU